AGGAGGAUGACUCUGAAGUGGUAUCGCGUCGGGCGAAUGCUGAUAGCACGCUAAUCGCGCGGGAAGGCGUCUAUGGGGUACGUGAUGAUAUUCAAGAAGUCAUCUGCCACAUCCACAGAAGGAUAUCACACAAUUUCACAUCGUCGUCAUGGUCGCCCAGCAUAUUGACCCGGAUAUGCUCACAAAGAUGUGCCAGUUCACUAGUACAUAUUAUCGCCAACCAUAUCCCGCUCUCGAAGGGAUGCAACACACUGGCGCUAGCAAAUACGUUCUUGUUACCGGAGCUUCGGAAGAAAUCGGUCGGGCAAUCGCUUCAUCAUGGGCAAAGGCGGGAGCAGCGGGUAUCGCCAUCAGCAGUCGCGAUGCAGACGAUCUCGAGCCCGUCAUCGUCAAGCUGAAGCGACUAAAUCCCACAGUACAGGUCCUGGCUAUGGCUUGCGACACCACAAAAUCGGCCGAAGUCGCCAGACUGUUUGAUGCGAUAAGAGAGGAUUUUGGCCAACUCGACGUAGUCAUCGCAAACGUCGGUACCGCACAUCUGAGUAGGAUAGACGAGACAGACGACAACGACGAGUGGUGGGCCGAUAUGACAACGAACUUCCGCAGCACACAUCUCCCCGCCCACCAAUAUAUCCGCACGUUUGGUCCGGCACCAACCGGGACAUUCAUCUCCAUCACGUCUGGUGCGGGCACCGUGGUGACCCCCGGCCUCUCUUCUUAUGGCAUCGCGAAACAAACCGAUCGCCGGCUCAUCGAGUUCCUCACUACCGAAUACCCAGAUAUGAAGGCUUUCUCUUUAGAUCCUGGGGUCGUGAGGACGAACAAAACGAGUGAUAUGUUCAAGCCGUUUGCGUUCGAUAGUCCGGAGCUAGUCGGUAUGUUCUCGAUUUGGCUGGGCGGGGGAAGAGCGGAUCGGCUGAAGGGCAGCUAUAUACAUACUACAUGGGAUGUAGAAGAGUUGGAAACACAAGCAGACGAUAUAGUCGGACGGGGCUUAUUGAAAGAGAAGUUUCCUGGUGAGCUGCUGGUACAAGAAGGUGUGACGUGGGGGAACCAGAUGCCUGUACCAGAAAGACGUAUAUGACGUCUUGUGGUGAGGGAUCCUGUCGUGUGUAAUAGAUGAUUCAAGAAGAGGUACGCACAAUGAAUGUG
Messenger RNA from Alternaria rosae, 1152 nucleotides. RefSeq lists its product as uncharacterized. The transcript has a single exon. The record is from RefSeq and is a predicted model, not a curated record. The coding region runs from base 149 to 1084 and encodes 311 amino acids. NCBI's taxonomy places the organism in Eukaryota, Fungi, Ascomycota, Dothideomycetes, Pleosporales, Pleosporaceae.